Messenger RNA from Drosophila virilis, 1177 nucleotides. RefSeq lists its product as uncharacterized. NCBI's taxonomy places the organism in Eukaryota, Metazoa, Arthropoda, Insecta, Diptera, Drosophilidae. The record is from RefSeq and is a predicted model, not a curated record.
CACGAGUCAAAAGCUCCGCAAGAUCAAGGCUGGAUUCCAAUAAAUAAUUGGGCGAGGCUUUCUCACUAUUUAUUCUCUCGGCCGUAGUUUCGUUUCAACCGCUCCCACGAAUGCGUCAAAUGUGGCUUUAGAUCUCGGCUCGCUGAAACUUAUAAACGCUUCGCAGUAAUAACUGAAUAGGAAGCAAGUAAUUAAACUUAAAUAUACUAGGGCCUCUGUGCGCGAUUUAUAUAUGUGAUCUAGAUACUAUGUAUGUGUCUAGAGUUAAAAUGGCAUUAUACUUAAUUGGAAUAUUAUUCCUCGUGUUUACUGCAAACGGCAGAGUUCAGCGGGAUUUAAGCAGUGUUCGUCGUGAUGCAGGGGAUGAUGCCAUGCCAAAGAGCAGUUUUGAAAAGGAAGAUGUCGGCUGGACCAAUAUCGAUGCCGAAGUCGACGUUGUGACGCCCAUGGUGCUUGCCCAUCUUCAAAAGCUGGGCAUAGAACACUUAGAGCUUCCAGACAUGAAAGAGAGUAUUUCUAUUCAAUUAACUUUGAAGAAGCCUUUCUUCAUCACCUACGAGGCUGGCCUUCACCUCACCAACGGAAUUGUUUACAACCUUGCUGGAAUACAAAGACACAACAAUGCCUAUAUGACAUAUGAGGGAAAAUCGUUCUUGAGCAAAUUUUAUUUAAAAAUUAAUAAACUUCAGUUUGAAUAUAACUUUUUGCUAAAGCUAAUGGCAAUUGAGGGAUAUGGAAAAGUGAUUGGCUCAUUAGAUGACACGAUUGUUUAUGCUGAGCUCGCUGUGAAUGUAAUUAAUUCAAAGCUUCAUCUUCACGACUUUCGCAUAAUUGAAUUCAGCAAUAUUCAUGUACAAUUGGAUCAAGCUCGUUUAAUUCGGGAAUUCACAGGAAUUAUUUUAAGUCCUAUAACAAACCUUUUCAAAGAUCGAAUCACAACAUCAAUUGCUGAUGGACUUAAGGAACAAAUGCAAUCGGUAAUGGAUGAUUUUAACAACGAGGAUCCCUUGGAGUUACGUAAAUUUACUAAGAAAUUAAUAUCAGGAAUAACAGGUUCUUCGGCAGAGUUUAGUGAGUAAGUUAAGUAUUAUUAUGGUAACAGGAAAACUGAAAAAAACAUUUGUUUUUUGGAAAACUAAAAUAAAUAUUCAUCAGGGGCAUUAAAUGGCAGUACAAA